Molecule: messenger RNA, 6010 nt
Organism: Mus caroli (Ryukyu mouse)
Lineage: Eukaryota; Metazoa; Chordata; Mammalia; Rodentia; Muridae
Gene: Extl3
Product: exostosin like glycosyltransferase 3
Cellular component (GO): membrane
Molecular function (GO): glycosyltransferase activity
Source: RefSeq, a predicted model, not a curated record
CAUCUUCGGCAAGUUCCGCCGGCGCCGGUCGGAAAUGGCCGCCGGCCGGCAGGGGGAGUGGAGGAUCCGGCGCGGCCUGGGAGGCGCGCAGCCGGCGGCCAGAGCGGCUUGUGGGAAGCGGACUUUCACGCAGGCAACGGCGGUGGCUCGUCCCUGACUGGAAGCCGACCAGGAGAACAAGCUCUGGUGUCCAUUAGUUCAAGAAAUCCUGUGUUGAAGCAUAAUGUUGCUACAUAAGCCAGAGAAAGGAAGAGCACAGCCAGGCCUGAUUGUUGGUAGUGACAUGGAGGAUGGGGCUGGCAUUUCAGACUGCCAGCUGUUUUUACCAGCCGCUGCAUCACUUGAAUAGAAGCUAUGCAUAUUGGCUGGCCGACAAAGCCAAGGGACAAAAGCUAUGGCUGUUAAAAUGGUCCCUCUGAGUCCAGGGCUCUUUCCCUGGCUGUUAGCACCAUGGAUCUCUUCCUUUUCAUCCCAUCAGCAAUGUGGUACCUUCUUCUACUUGAUGACGACAGCUGAUACUUCAGAUUUGCCUGACUAGGGUUAGAAACCUGAAUCGCGGUGAGGAAGAUGAAAUUUCCAUUUUACUUGGUGCCUUGUGCAGGGAGCACACUGAUCUUUCCAGAAACUUGCGUGUGAAAAGAGGUUGCGUUUUGUCAGACAGACUCAUGGUUAUGGCGAGCGAUCCGACGUGAUCAGAGUGGGCAAGAGGCACAGUGAACUCAUGACAGGCUAUACCAUGUUGCGGAAUGGGGGAGUGGGGAACGGUGGUCAGACCUGUAUGCUGCGCUGGUCCAACCGCAUCCGGCUGACAUGGCUGAGUUUCACGCUGUUCAUCAUCCUCGUCUUCUUCCCCCUCAUUGCUCACUAUUACCUCACCACUCUGGACGAGGCAGACGAGGCCGGCAAGCGUAUCUUCGGCCCUCGGGCGGGCAGUGAGCUCUGUGAGGUAAAGCACGUUCUCGAUCUCUGUCGGAUUCGUGAGUCUGUGAGCGAAGAGCUUCUACAACUCGAAGCCAAGCGGCAGGAACUGAACAGCGAGAUUGCCAAGCUGAACCUCAAGAUUGAAGCCUGUAAGAAGAGCAUAGAGAAUGCCAAGCAGGACCUGCUGCAGCUCAAGAAUGUCAUUAGCCAGACAGAGCACUCCUACAAGGAGCUGAUGGCCCAGAACCAGCCCAAACUGUCCCUGCCCAUCCGACUGCUCCCUGAGAAGGACGACGCCGGCCUUCCACCCCCCAAGGUCACUCGGGGUUGCCGCCUUCACAACUGCUUUGAUUACUCUCGUUGUCCUCUGACGUCUGGCUUUCCCGUCUACGUCUAUGACAGUGACCAGUUUGCCUUUGGGAGCUACCUGGACCCUUUGGUCAAGCAGGCUUUUCAGGCUACAGUGAGAGCCAACGUUUAUGUUACCGAAAAUGCGGCCAUCGCCUGCCUGUAUGUGGUGUUAGUGGGGGAAAUGCAAGAGCCCACUGUGCUGCGGCCUGCCGACCUUGAAAAGCAGCUGUUUUCUCUGCCACACUGGAGGACAGAUGGACACAACCACAUCAUUAUCAACCUGUCCCGGAAGUCAGACACACAGAAUCUACUGUACAACGUCAGUACAGGCCGGGCCAUGGUGGCCCAGUCCACCUUCUAUGCUGCCCAGUACAGAGCUGGCUUUGACUUGGUCGUGUCACCCCUUGUCCAUGCUAUGUCUGAACCCAACUUCAUGGAAAUCCCACCGCAGGUGCCAGUUAAGCGGAAAUAUCUCUUCACUUUCCAGGGUGAGAAGAUCGAGUCUCUGAGAUCUAGCCUUCAGGAGGCCCGUUCCUUCGAGGAAGAGAUGGAGGGCGACCCUCCGGCUGACUAUGACGAUCGCAUCAUUGCCACCCUAAAGGCCGUACAGGACAGCAAGCUGGAUCAGGUGCUGGUAGAAUUCACUUGCAAAAACCAGCCGAAGCCCAGCCUGCCAACCGAGUGGGCACUGUGUGGGGAGCGGGAAGACCGCCUGGAGUUACUGAAGCUUUCCACCUUUGCCCUCAUCAUCACUCCCGGGGACCCGCGCCUGCUCAUUUCAUCUGGGUGUGCCACUCGGCUCUUCGAGGCCCUGGAGGUGGGGGCUGUGCCGGUGGUGCUCGGGGAGCAGGUGCAGCUCCCGUACCACGACAUGCUGCAGUGGAACGAGGCCGCCCUGGUAGUGCCCAAGCCUCGUGUCACAGAGGUCCACUUCCUGUUACGAAGUCUUUCAGACAGUGAUCUGUUGGCCAUGAGACGGCAAGGCCGCUUUCUCUGGGAGACCUACUUCUCCACCGCAGACAGUAUUUUUAAUACCGUGCUGGCCAUGAUUAGGACUCGAAUUCAGAUCCCAGCUGCUCCCAUCCGGGAAGAGGUAGCGGCUGAGAUCCCCCAUCGGUCAGGCAAAGCAGCUGGAACUGACCCCAACAUGGCUGACAAUGGGGACCUGGACCUGGGGCCGGUAGAGACAGAACCACCCUAUGCCUCACCUAAAUACCUCCGCAAUUUCACUCUGACUGUCACAGACUGUUACCGUGGCUGGAACUCUGCCCCGGGACCCUUCCAUCUUUUUCCCCACACACCCUUUGAUCCUGUGUUGCCCUCUGAGGCCAAAUUCCUGGGCUCAGGGACUGGAUUUCGGCCCAUCGGUGGCGGGGCUGGGGGCUCUGGCAAGGAGUUCCAGGCAGCGCUUGGAGGCAAUGUCCAGCGGGAGCAGUUCACGGUUGUGAUGCUGACCUACGAGCGGGAGGAAGUGCUCAUGAACUCCCUGGAGAGACUCAACGGCCUCCCCUACCUGAACAAGGUAGUGGUGGUGUGGAACUCUCCCAAGCUGCCCUCGGAGGACCUUUUGUGGCCAGACAUUGGUGUCCCCAUCAUGGUCGUCCGUACUGAGAAGAACAGUUUGAACAAUCGGUUCUUGCCCUGGAAUGAGAUUGAGACAGAGGCCAUACUGUCCAUCGACGAUGAUGCUCACCUCCGCCAUGAUGAAAUCAUGUUUGGGUUUCGGGUGUGGAGAGAGGCACGUGAUCGCAUUGUGGGUUUCCCUGGCCGGUACCAUGCUUGGGACAUCCCUCACCAGUCCUGGCUCUACAAUUCCAACUACUCCUGUGAGCUGUCCAUGGUGCUGACGGGCGCUGCCUUCUUUCACAAGUAUUAUGCCUACCUGUAUUCUUAUGUGAUGCCCCAGGCCAUCCGGGACAUGGUGGACGAGUACAUCAACUGUGAGGAUAUCGCCAUGAACUUCCUUGUCUCCCACAUCACACGGAAGCCCCCCAUCAAGGUGACAUCGAGGUGGACUUUUCGAUGCCCAGGGUGCCCUCAGGCCUUGUCCCACGAUGACUCUCAUUUUCACGAGCGGCACAAGUGUAUCAACUUUUUUGUCAAGGUGUAUGGCUAUAUGCCUCUCUUGUACACACAGUUCAGGGUGGACUCUGUGCUCUUCAAGACCCGCCUGCCCCACGACAAGACCAAGUGCUUCAAGUUCAUCUAGGGCCUUGCCAGUUCUGAGGAGACAAUGAGCAGAGCGAGGGGAGUCACCCCCAAGGUUCCCAAGGUGUCGAAGGUCCUUGGGAACAUCUGUCGGGCAGGGCCAAGACCCUUUGCUGGGAGAGGCAGCAGGAAGAGUGGAAAGGGAUAGCUGUCUUUUAUUUUAAAGUCAGCCACACUGGGCCUGGAAUCCUGGUCAGCAGACUCAGGGCGUCUGCACAGGGCACUGACUGAUAGCGAACACUGAGGACUGUUCAUAAGCCCAGGACAGCUGCUUCGUGGUUUUUAAAUUCAGUAACAGCUAUUAUUAUUUAAAGAGAGAAUUUCACAUCUGCCAUUCAAGGCUUAUUUAUAUGUGUGCGUAUAUGUACACACAUAUGUGUAUAUACGUAUAUAUGCACACACACAUACACACACAUACAUACAUACAUACAUACAUACAUAUAUAUAUAUUUUGGUGGGUCGGGGUGCACCUGAAAUUUCUGCCAAUCUCUCCAAGGGAGGGUCCUACCCGGCUAUGUAUUUAGUGGAGAGGGCCCCAGCCCUGCAUUACCUGGACAUUCAUUUGCGGCCCCGCCCCCCUCCCAGGGACACUGGCUGCAGAAAUAAGCAGGAUGGGCCUGACCUAGGCAGGGUCUCCUGACCUCUCCUGGCCCCGUUCCAAUGCCUCAGUGCUGCUCCCACAGCUUGUCCUGUUGGAGGCUGCACAGUGGGGACGACACUCCCCAGAUGCUUUGAAGGGUUGGCCCAGGCCGCACUCAGGCAUCACCCGGCUUUCCAUUCUUUCUUGUGUUUGAGAGAGAAAGAGGCAGCAGACAGUGAGGCAGAGAUGAGACCUGUACGUAGCCCACCCCACUGGUGACACUGGUGCAGGGUGCUGGUGGCCAGUUCCGUGGUACUUGUUUCUCACAAAGGAGACAACAGGAACUUGGCAGGCUGUCUGGGAGCUCGGCGGGUGUAGAGCCAGCCUGGGUCCUUCCAGGAUUCCGUAGUCUUACUGCAAGGCGUGUGCCUUGGAAGGGACACCUAGGUGAGAUUCACCUUCCCUCUUGUGUCUAGAAGUCCAUCCUGUAGCUGUGGGGUUUAGACCCCUGAUGCCACGUUGGCUGUACGGACCCCCCCGCCCCCCUCCCCUGCCUUCAAGGUCUAGGGUGUGCUAGAACCCGGAGGCUGUGAUUUGCUAGGUAAAUCCUAGUCUGUCAUAGACGUUAACAGGAAUUCACCCCACGUCACCACUUUCCAUGUCCUGUUGAUGGUUUUCUUCCCAGGGCUGAAAAUGAAAUAAACUAACUUGGGGUAUGGUGGCAGUGGGAAACUUAGGUCAGGGAUUCGGCCUGUGACUUGUCUCCCCAGCCCCAGCAACUGACGCAUAGCUCAGUCUGUCUUGGUCAUGCACCUGCCUUAAGCCAGUUCCGUCUUCCUAGGCCCUGACACGUGUGCUGCUGCUUGCGGUCCUCUGCCUGCUGUCCUGACUUCUCUCUAGAUCCCUCCUGCCAUAGGGCUGGCAUGGCCCCCGGGAGUCCCUCAGGCCAGCAGGACCAGGCUGCUGCAGAACUUCACUGGGUCUUCUGGAACCUGACACCAAGGGCUGCCUGGGACAUCUGGUUCUUGGCAACUCAGUGAAGGGGUUGAGACUGUUCCCCAACCUUCUGUCCUCUCACCAGCCCUUGUAGCAGUAGCCCUCUUCCCCCGGGGGAGCCAAAGAGUGUGGUGGUUUGCGCUAAAUAUGUGGCUGCUAUUUUAUCUUUUUUUUUUUUUCCUCUCCCAGUAUUGGGGAUGGACGCCAGAGCUGUGGGUGGACAUCCCGACAAUCGCUCUACCCUGAGCCCCGUCCCUAUUGUCUCGUUUCUUUUCAUUGAGAGGUUGUAAAUGGUGCUGUGGUACCUGAUAAGAAAGUCAGUGUCUGUGGUAGGACCCCCUCUGUGGGUCACUCAUGGGUAUCACUGAUCUGUGUUUGAGAGAAAGUGAUGUCAAGAGUGUCCUAGGGGAUAGCCCUCUGGGUCUGGUGGGAACGCUCACUGAAGGACCCCAGCAGCAAGCAUGGACAGUGACUGUACCUGAGGGACUCUGUCAGAGGCAAGAGGCAGAGACAAAGAAGUUGGACCGUGCUUGUGAUUUGGGUUUUGGAGCCAGGGGACAUGCUUGGAAAUGAUUGUGCCACUACACGUCCGUGGAGCCUUGCCUGGUGUUUGACGUUGUUUACCAUGGGUCACCUCCUAGUGCAGAUUGCUAACACAGGUCACACUCAGCUACCUAGUCUCAGCUCCAGGGCCAGGAUAGCUUUGUUUUCCAGUUGCUCUUCAUCUUAAGGUCAAGGGCCACCCACAGAGUGACAUUCCCCGGGAUGCCUCAGGCCACCACCUAAUGCUCCUGUCAGGGGUGGCCUUGUUAGUGAACACGGAGCUGGAGGGUGGGGCCGCCUGGGGUGGCUUUGAUGACUUGUCCAUCUGUCUGCCCCUUUCAAACCAUGAGCACAAAGGUCUUACGUUGGAUUUUUGUAAAAAACAAAAUAAAUGGAGACUUUAACUCAUGC